Molecule: messenger RNA, 2485 nt
Organism: Microtus oregoni (creeping vole)
Lineage: Eukaryota; Metazoa; Chordata; Mammalia; Rodentia; Cricetidae
Gene: Fchsd1
Product: FCH and double SH3 domains 1
Exons: 20
Coding region: 88-2163 (691 amino acids)
Biological process (GO): regulation of actin filament polymerization; neuromuscular synaptic transmission
Cellular component (GO): recycling endosome; neuromuscular junction
Molecular function (GO): protein binding
Source: RefSeq, a predicted model, not a curated record
GGGCCAACUCCGGGGCGGGGCCUUGUCGUGGGCGUGGCCUCCUCGAGUUCCGGAGUGGACUGUCUGGCAGCCUUUGCUGGAUCCGAGAUGCAGCCGCCGCCCCGAAAAGUGAAGCCAUCCCAGGAGGUGAAACUUCGCUUCUUGGAGCAGCUGAGCAUCCUUCAGACCCGGCAACAGAGGGAGGCGGAUCUGCUGGAGGAUAUCAGAUCCUACAGCAAGCAGAGGGCAGCCAUUGAACGGGAGUAUGGCCAGGCACUCCAGAAGCUGGCUGGGCCAUUCCUGAAGAGGGAAGGGCAGCGGAGCGGGGAAGUCGACAGCAGGACAGUGUUUGGUGCCUGGCGCUGCCUUCUGGAUGCCACUGUGGCUGGAGGCCAAACCCGGCUCCAGGCUUCUGACAGAUACCGUGACCUAGCAGGGGGCACUGGGAGGAGUGCCAAGGAGCAGGUGCUUAGGAAGGGGACAGAGAGUCUUCAGCGGGCACAGGCUGAGGUGCUGCAGUCCAUCCGGGAACUGAGCCGAAGUCGGAAGCUCUAUGGGCAGCGAGAACGUGUGUGGGCCUUGGCACAGGAGAAGGCAGCUGAUGUCCAGGCCAGGCUGAACCGAAGUGACCACGGGAUCUUCCACUCUCGGACCAGCCUCCAGAAACUGAGCACCAAGCUGUCUGCCCAGUCAGCCCAGUAUUCCCAGCAGUUGAGAGCAGCCCGCAAUGAGUACCUGCUAAAUUUGGUGGCCACCAAUGCUCACCUUGCCCACUACUACCAAGAGGAACUGCCAUCCCUGCUCAAGGUCCUGGUAAGUGAGCUGUCAGAAUACUUGAGGGACCCCCUCACUUUAUUAAGCCACACGGAGCUGGAAGCUGCAGAGAUGGUCCUGGAACAUGCCCACCAUGGGGGGCAGGUGACUUCUCAGGUAAACUGGGAACAAGAUGUGAAGCUGUUUCUUCAGGGGCCUGGAGUCUUUUCCCCCACGCCACCUCAGCAAUUCCAGCCAGCAGGGGCUGAUCAGGUGUGUGCCCUGGAGCGGGGAGCAGAAGGGAUGGUUGGAGAGAGUGGCCUGGAGAAAGAGGUUCAGCGUUGGACAAGCAGGGCUGCCCGGGACUACAAGAUCCAGCAUCAUGGGCAUCGGGUCCUGCAGCGACUGGAACAGAGGCGUCAGCAGGCUCCAGAGCGAGAAGCCCCAGGCUUAGAACAGCGGCUACAGGAAGUGCGGGAGAACAUCCGACGGGCACAGGUGAGCCAGGUGAAAGGGGCUGCCCGGCUGGCCCUGCUACAGGAGGCUGGCCUAGAUGUACAGUGCUGGCUGAAGCCAGCCAUGACCCAAGCCCAGGAAGAGGUGGAGCAGGAGAGACGGCUUAGUGAGGCUCGGCUGUCCCAGAGGGAUCUCUCUCCCAUGGCUGAGGAUGCUGAACUUUCUGACUUCGAUGAAUGUGAGGAGGCUGGGGAGCUCUUUGAAGAGCCUGCCCCCCCAGCCCUGGCUACCAGAUCCCUCCCCUGCCCUGCUCAUGUGGUAUUUGGCUACCAGGCAGGACGUGAGGAUGAGUUGACUAUCACCGAGGGUGAGUGGCUGGAGGUCAUCGAGGAAGGAGAUGCUGAUGAAUGGGUUAAGGCUCGGAACCAGCAUGGCGAAGCGGGCUUUGUCCCUGAACGAUAUCUCAACUUCCCGGAUCUCUCCCUUCCUGAGAGCAGCCACGGCAGCAGCAAUCCCUCAGGAGCAGAGCCCACAGGUAAGAGAACGUUCCUGGCCCGGGCCCUGUAUAGCUACAUUGGGCAGAGUGAAGAGGAGCUAAGCUUCCCUGAAGGGGCACUCAUCCGCCUGCUGCCCAGGGCUCAAGACGGUGUGGAUGAUGGCUUCUGGAGGGGAGAAUUUGGGGGCCGUGUUGGAGUUUUCCCAUCUCUACUGGUAGAGGAACUGCUUGGUCCCCCAGGGCCACCUGAAUUCUCUGACCCUGAACAGACGCUGCCAUCCCCUUCUCCUCCCAGUUUUUCGCCUCCUGCACCCACCUGUGCCUUGGAAGGAUCCGCUGCACCUGCUCUGCCUCUGGACAAAGUCCUAGACUGCCCAGGACCUCUGGACAUGAUGGUGCCUCGACUCAGGCCGAUGCGUCCACCACCUCCCCCACCAGCCAAAGCCCCGGAUCCUGGCCAUCCAGAUCCCCUCACCUGAAGGCCGGGGGGUCACUGCCCCCCAGUGAUGCUGCUGCCCCUAUCUCCAUGCUGACAGACACCACCCCUGCAAUGAUCUGGAGCGACAUAGGCAAAAGUUGCAGUCUUCCCCCAUGUCCACUCUCGCCUCCAGGGGUAGAAGCUGGCCCUGUUCCCAUUUCUGGGAUUUGAACCCAUUCCUUUCCCACAUUGUUCUUCUGUCAUCUCUGGGCCGGAACUACCCCUUUGAUUUUUUUUUUUUUUACCAUCACCCCAUAUCUAGGGUGGUAAAAUAUCCCAAAAUUUCUGGGGCUGGUACCCAUUCCUUAAAGCAUUUUACGGUU